GACACCACACACUCUCUUUACGAGACAACAUGGCGGCGACUAACGGUGUAGUGAGCCGGAAGGCGCCCGCCGCGAAGCCGAUCAAGAACGAACAUGUACUCUCGCUUGACACCAUCUUCGACGACCUCGAAAACGAGACUGCGCCGAAGCUCGUCCCGGAAGUCAAGGAAAAGCUGCCCAAGAUCAAGAAUGGAGGCGCAUGGACGACCGAGGUCAAUACAGGCAGCAAGCCCAAGGACACCGCGCGCCCAAAGUGUAUUAGCAAGAUCCCGAUGACAAUCGCGCGAGCCUUCCCUAACCGUGCGCCCAUGAAGGAUAGACCGGAACAAAUGCGAUGCACUCAUUGCAAACGCCCCGUCGCAAAGCACGUUAUGACCAGGCACGUCGAGAGCUGUCUGAACAAGAAGCAGGAGAAACAGCGCAAGAAGAAGGAAGCCAAGGACGCCAGAGACGCUGCCGCGCGGAAGGAGCGAGCAGGUAGCAGCGAUGAAGAGGAAGAUGGCUCCAAGAAGACUGCCACCAAGACGGGCGGUAUGACAGCAAGCAAGAAGCGCAAGGCUGCCGACGAGGGCGACGAUGGUGCGCCGAAAAAGAAGAAGAAGAAAGACGACCUCAAAGCCAAGGCGCCUCGGCCCAAAGCUCCGGUGGAUGUCGAAAAGCAGUGCGGCGUUGAGCUACCACAAGGCGGCCAGUGUGCUCGUAGUCUGACAUGCAAAAGCCACAGUAUGGGAGCGAAGCGUGCAGUGCCAGGCCGAAGCGCGCCCUAUGACAAGUUGCUCAUGGAGUACCAGCGCAAAAACGCUGCCAAGCAGCAGAAAGCCCAGUUCGAUGCAAAUGCGCCCAAUCCGGACGACUAUGACCUGCCAUCAGGACCUGUGGACAGCGACGAGGAGAGAGAUGCAGUCAUGUCUAGCAUCAACACCAACUGGGGCGGCCAGCCACUCUACCAACCUGUGCACGUUCCAUUGCGACAGAAAUACGAUUAUAACAGGAUGAAGGGCAUGUUGUCAUCUGCUUUUGCUGGCAAUCGAUCAGGCAUGUUUGGCAGUGCCCCAACGACGGGCGGUUUCUUCAGCUCUGCACCAAUCGGUCCCACGAUUGAUGCAGAUGGCAUGAUUCGUGCUCGAAAGGGGAGUGUGAUUCCAGGGGCGCGCAGCAUGAUUGCACCGGCUGUCAAUCGAAAGAUGAGCACUGCUACUGGAUCUUGAGAGUCGUCCGAUCCGUAAGGCGCCCAGCCCACUUUUCAUGGCGGCAGCCCUCUCACGCGCGUUUCCAGCAUACAUACCUCUUGUGUCUCUGCUCCAAAGAAUGAAGCUAUCAGAGCUCUUGCGCCCAAAUCAACAGCGAUGGGCCGAUCUGGCAGGAAGGAGGAGUUCUACACACUCAGAUUGGCGUCCCGGUUUUUUUGAUUUUAUGAUACCCAUGGAUCAUGAGUUUUUGGGCUUCUUACAUACAUGUCCCUACUCAAAUAGUCCCACCAUAGUUCCACGAUGAAGCCUCGCUUCGCAAGCACGCAAAUGCAUUUGAAUC
Sphaerulina musiva SO2202 is the source of this 1530-nucleotide messenger RNA. Its product is annotated as SCA7-domain-containing protein. Gene Ontology annotation, biological process: regulatory ncRNA-mediated heterochromatin formation; regulation of transcription by RNA polymerase II; RITS complex assembly. The transcript is spliced from 2 exons. Gene Ontology annotation, cellular component: SAGA complex. Bases 30 to 1208 code for a protein of 392 amino acids. NCBI's taxonomy places the organism in Eukaryota, Fungi, Ascomycota, Dothideomycetes, Mycosphaerellales, Mycosphaerellaceae. The record is from RefSeq and is a predicted model, not a curated record.